GCACUGUCCACAGCGAUGGAACCUGUAACAAAGUGGUCUCCCACACAAGUUGUCGACUGGAUGAGAGGGUUGGAUGACGGUCUUCAGCAGUACGUGCAGAACUUUGAGCGAGAGAAGAUCGACGGCGAGCAGCUGCUGAAGGUGUCCCAUCAGGACCUGGAGGAGCUGGGCGUGGCACGCAUCGGACACCAGGAGCUCUUUCUGGAGGCCGUGGACCUGCUCUGUGCCUUAAAUUAUGGGGUGGAGACGGAUAAUCUGAAGAUGCUGGUGGGGAGGAUGCGGUCGGCGUCCAACAACCUGCACAACCUGGCGUCCGAGCGGAGGAGGAGCCCGGCGUACGACGGCGGCACGGCCCGCAAACCGCCCAACGAGUUCCUCACGGCCGUCGUGGAGCUCAUCGGCGCCGCCAAGAACCUGCUGGCGUGGCUCGACCGAACGCCACUCACAGGCAUCAGUGACUUCACGGCCACCAAAAACCGAAUCAUCCAGCUUUGCCUUGAGCUCACCACCACAGUCCAGAAGGACUGCACCGUUUACGAGAUGGAGGAGAAGAUUCUGGAAGCGUCCCGACUCCUGACCAGCGUCUGUGACCAGACCAUGAGAACGACCUCUGACCCUCUGAUGAAUCACAUGACCUGUCUAGAAGAGGUCACCAUCACCAACAUCAAGCCCGGAGAAGGACUGGGCAUGUACAUCAAAUCCACAUACGAUGGGCUCCACGUCAUCACAGGCACCACAGAGCAUUCUCCUGCAGAUCGAACGAAGAGGAUCCAUGCUGGAGAUGAGGUCAUCCAGGUCAACAGGCAGACAGUGGUGGGCUGGCAGCUGAAGAACCUGGUGUCCAAGCUGAGGGAGAACCCCGUGAGUGUGGUUCUCAUGGUGAAGAAGAGGCCCUCCGGCACCUGCAGCUUCACGCCCGCCCCCCUGAAGAACAUGCGCUGGAGGCCACCUGCUCCGCAGAACCUACCCUUUCCACGCACCUCUCAGGCCCCAAAGAGUUCAGUGGAGUCCCCUGUGAAGAAGGAGAAGCCGGCCAUUUUGGACCUGUACAUUCCCCCUCCUCCCAUGGUUCCCUACACCCCACGGGAUGCCAAACCAGUGGUGUGCACCGGCGUCAAGCUGAGGCCCAAGCGCCCGCAGUCGCCCAACUCGUGCCUCGACCAUGAGGGCCGGCGGCGGUUCACCAUCGCCGACUACGACGGCAAGCCUGCGCCCAGCCCCAUGGAGCUGCCCAUGCCCCAGGCCCGGAUGAGGCAGCGGACGCCCUCCAGAGGGAAGCCUCGGCCGGUGUCCAUGCCUGUAGACACUUGCCUGGGUCUGUCUGACUCGCCCUCCAGGCUGUGGCCCCAGGGAAGGACAGGUGAGAGCCCUGUGCACCGGUACCUUAGCACCGAGCGCAUCGCCACCAUCUCGGAGGAGGCGCCGUGCUUCCCGCUGCCCUACCGGCCGGCGGCGGUGCUGCGCGAGCGUCAGCUGAGCCGCGGCGUGGACCACAUCCGCGGCAGCCAGUGCUUCAUCAACGCCGACCUGCACAACAGCGCCACCAUCCCCUACCAGGAGGCGCUGGCCAAGAAGGCGCCCAAGCAGAAGCCCGCUCCGCCCUCGUCGUCCUCGUCGCCGUCCUCGUCUUCGUCGUCCGGCGAGCCGUCGCUGCUGAGCAGCUGGAUCGCCCGGCUCAAGCUGCUGACUUACUACUAUUUCUCGCUCAACAACUCGACUUCAUUUCUCCUGAAAAUAAAUGCGAAAAUGUCGGCUGUCAAUUUUAAUCGAAGGCUACGCAACAUCGUGAACUUCAAUAUCCACACCCUAAAAUAUUUCCUGCAGGUUGUCUCCCCAUCCAAGGAGACAUCUCGAGAGGCCCGACAUGAAAGACCAGUAAUGGGCUCAGUGCAUCGCAGCCGCCGGCUCAAGCCUAAGGGUAAUGCUGGGAUGAGUCGGCGUAAAGUGUCUGUGAAGGACCUCGGGCAGGGGGACUGCAAUGGGUGGCUUCACAAGAAGAAGGACGGCAAGGGCUUUCUCGGAACCCGAUGGAAGAAGUAUUGGUUUGUGCUGAAGAAAAACUCCCUGUAUUGGUACACCAACGAUUUGGCAGAGAAAGCCGAGGGAUACAUCAACAUAAGAGAGUUCACUGUCGAACAGGCCUUGGAGCACAAGAAGAAGCACGUGAUGAAGGCCAGUCACCCACAGGUCAUGACUCUCUACUUUGCAGCCGAGAGCAUCAAAGACAUGAACAAGUGGUUGAGUGUUUUCAAGGAGGCCUCCAUGCGCAGGAGUCCAACUCCAGCCAGUGAAGAUGACGUUAAUGGUUGCUACAGUGAAGCAAGUGACCACGAGGAGACCGACUCAGUAGAGGUGGCCUGCCAGCCUUACACGGAGGAGCUGACCGCUACCAGUAUUAACGACGAGCUCCCGCCUCCACGCUGCUCCUCUUCGCCGUAUCACCCCGUGGCGACGCACUCAGCUCCGCUCUGCGCCCCCUCCUCUUCCUCCUCCUCCUCCUCUGCCGCCGAGACGUCCGAGGCGACCUGCUCGGCCCAGAGCGAGUCCUGGCUGGAGAUCAGCACUACGGGGCUGCCUGCCCUCAGCCUCCCCCAGAAGGAGGAAGAUGGACCCCCGCAGGAGCAGCAGCCGCAGCCGCCCUCCACCGGAGAGGAUGAGAUGGAGCAGCUGUACCUCCACCUGAAGCAGGCCCGCCUGACCCCGACGGGGAACCUGCAGCCCGCCUCCAAACGCGACUACAGGGCCUCCUUCAUCAGACGCUGCCAGGACGAGGUCGUCAACGAGAAGCUGCAUUAUGUCAGGACUCUCAACAGUACUUUGAAGUCUAAAGAGGCAGAUCUGCUCUGUAUAGAGCAGGUGCUGGCUGACCCCUGUCUCAGUGCCUACAAGUACCGCGAGUGGAGAGAGGCCAACGUGCUCCUUCUCCAGGACAUUGCCCAACGCAGCCAGCCACCAACAGGGCGGCGCCAGAGUCCCACAGGGACCGAACCAGCACAGGACGCCACCCAGACCUGCACAACCACGGCCCCCAGCACCACACCCUACUACGCAGAGACCAGCGUGUGAGCCGUCUGUGGAGUGACGUUUGAGGUUCUCAGGAAGUGAGUCCUGCUGAAAAUGGUGAGGAAGCAAGUCGGACUGGUGGUGAGAGUGCUAAAGUAUCAGUCUGGCAUGUGUUUGCCCACCACUGGAUUGGAGAAGUGUUAGCGAGUGCUAUGGAUGGACUGGUGGUUAAAAAGUGAUCUAUACUUUGGGUUGAAACCUCUGCCUGGAGCUUAGAUGUGUGGCUGGAGUCCCAGUGUUUAGAGUGGCCUCUGUGGCCUGCCCAGCACUUUGGGAUUGCAGAUGUCCAAUUUGAUCUCUGCACCAAGUUUCGAGCGCCAAGUAUUUCUUUUAUCCCCCACAUGGUAUUGUAACGUGCCGUGGGUGUGAAGGCAGGCCAUUUCUGUAGUUUUUUUUAAACCCCACUUUUAAAUACACUUAUGUAGAGUUAUGUACAGAUCGUAAAACAUUUGACCAGUGUCCGUAUCAAAGUAGUUUGAGUAUUUGUACUGGAUGAUUAGUUUGUUAUUCCACUGGGUUUCGUUUUGGCUGAAUUUAUUUGUUUUUGACGUAUAUUUACAUGUUUGCAGAUGCAUCAAACAUACAAAAUAAAUAUGUUUUCACUAUGGUUAGGGAGUUUCAUAGACAUACAUCAUCUGGAACUCCUCGAGUCUAGUGCCAUACAGUAUGGUGGCAUGCAAUAUGGUGUUUAAUGGGAAAUGUCCAUUCAAAUACUCAGAAAUAUCUUGGAUUUUAGGCAAUAUGUGAUUUUAACUUGAGUCGUCUUUUAAAUGUUGCACAUAUUUUAUAUAUUUUAAAUAGUUGUAUGUACAUGUCAUAGAUGUUGUGUAUAUAUUGCCUUCUCUGUACUUUGUUUGUUUGUUUGUUUGUUUGUUUGUUUUGAUUUUAAUAUGUAUUGUGUACACAAAAUGGGAAGGAAAUAAAUGACUGGACCAUAAA
Molecule: messenger RNA, 4002 nt
Organism: Sardina pilchardus (European sardine)
Lineage: Eukaryota; Metazoa; Chordata; Actinopteri; Clupeiformes; Clupeidae
Gene: cnksr3
Product: cnksr family member 3
Exons: 26
Coding region: 16-3066 (1016 amino acids)
Biological process (GO): regulation of signal transduction
Cellular component (GO): cytoplasm; membrane
Molecular function (GO): protein binding
Source: RefSeq, a predicted model, not a curated record